Molecule: messenger RNA, 6105 nt
Organism: Plenodomus lingam JN3
Lineage: Eukaryota; Fungi; Ascomycota; Dothideomycetes; Pleosporales; Leptosphaeriaceae
Biological process (GO): retrograde transport, endosome to Golgi; endocytosis; intracellular protein localization
Cellular component (GO): Golgi apparatus; endocytic vesicle; membrane
Source: RefSeq, a predicted model, not a curated record
AUGGCGUCGGACGCCCCCGCCCCGACAUCAAAUGGGGACCCCUCGAACCCUGAACUGGACAUCAAGAAGCUCCAUACCCUCCCUUCCGAACAGCAGGAUUUAUAUUUGCUUACCUUCACUUCGGACCUCGCACGUCAUGUCGCCUCACUGGAUGGAGACGGCGCAUCGGCGCAUCAGAUAUACAUCAAGAAGGAGAUAUUCCAGAUCAUCAACCUGGGCUCCCCCGCGCCCACACGAGUCAUUCGAAACAACUUGGGACGAGCUGUCGCUGGAAUAUUUGAAAAGGGCGACCGCAAGCUACUUUUCGAGUCUAUAAACGAGUCCAUCAGCAUUAUCAAUGCGGCAGGCAAAGGUGAGAAGGAUGUCAGAGCGAAACACGCGGCAACACACUGUUUAGGUGCCAUAUUCGAGGCUGCAGGAGAUAGCGCAAUCGGGCUCUCACCGCUGGCAGUGAAGUCUCUCCUGGGACUUGUCAAGUUUGCGCAGAAUCAUACUGGACUCCGAUCAGCGGUCUUCAAGGCAGUGGGCAAGGUCUUUAAAGGUGUGGGCAAAUCAGCAGACGAGCUGGUCGCGAGGGAUGCCUGGAAACAAGCGCGAAACGCUUGCAGUGACAAGUCGUACCUGGUUCAGUGCGCCGCUUGCUAUUGUUUGGAGCAAUUGAUAAGAUAUACGGCUUUCUUCGACAACACUAACGACUUCGACAAAUUACAGAAUAUCGCAUGGAAGACGAUCGAUAGCGCUUCCGCCUCUGUCAGACAUGCGGUGGCCUCUUGCAUCAGCGCCGCAUUCGUCAAGAACUAUUCUGAAAAUGUACCCGUCGACUUGCCCGUUCUUACCCGAUCUAAAACUGCGAAAAAGAAGAGCAAAAAGCUAAAUGACGGUGAUGAGGACGAGGUUACCAUGGAGCGUCCCGACUCCCCUGCACCCAAGAAGUCAGCCGCGCAGCUUUCCUUUACAGUGGCCAGCAUCCUCAGUUUGCUUGCCAUGCAAUAUUGUCGACCUUCAACAGGCAACCGUGCAAGAGCAGGAUUAGCAAUCUGCUACAUGAAGACUCUCCGACUUCUAGGAGAGUCUGUUGUCGAGUCCAAGUAUUCAGAAGUCGCGCGAAGCCUGUUCACGGAACUACUGAGCAAUCAGACGAUUUCGCAAAAUCGUUACCGGACAUUGGCCACCCGGAAGUACGUCGCAGUCAUACUGGAAACAGUUAUUGGUCGUGAAAUGUUGAGUGAAUCAGGACAGCUCAAUGCUGUCAGGUACUUGGUCAACGAGAUAUUGAAAGACUACCCACAAGCGCUUAAGGAGCGACCGGAGCCAUCGAAGCAAACGCUCAUUGCUGCUCUAAGCACGCUUGCAUCGCUUUUCGAUAGCCUAGGAACCGCAGCCAAUGUUAUCGCGGAUUCGUGUCGAGACGCAUUACUACAAGUCUUGCAGCACCCAAGUUACUCAGUGCAGGUCACGGCCUCAGCCUGUCUUCGAUCGUUUGUCCUCGCAUGCCCAUCGCAACUUCUGCCCUCGGUGACGAUCUGCAUGAACAGUGUGAAUCGAGAGUUGAGUCUGCUUUCCACUCCAAAGAAGUCACCAAGAAAGUGCGUGGGUUUGGCAAACGGACUAUCGGCUGUGCUAAGCACAUCAACAUCACAGCCUCUGCAUGGGUCUGUGGAUGUGAAUUCACGAGUGUUGUCGCAGGCGACAUCACUACUCAAGUCGGCCAGUAACUCUGAUCUGAGAAUAUCAUCGACUCAGAUACAGGUCGCAUGGAUCCUCAUUGGAGGAUUGAUGACUCUAGGCCCCAACUUUGUCAAGAUACAUCUCUCGCAAUUGCUUUUACUAUGGAAGAAUGCCAUGCCUAAGCCACUGAACCGAGACAAUAUGGUACAACGGAAUUUGUUGGAGCUCAGCUACCUUGCACACGUGCGAGAAUGCGCUCUUGGCUCUAUUCUGACCUUCUUGGAGUUCAACAGUCGACUAUUAACACUUGACGUGACGAAGCGGUUGGCUGCUAUGCUACAAAACACCACCAUGUUUUUAAAUACACUACCAGCGAAGAAGACUACGGACGAGAUCUCCCAGAGACUUUCGCCUGCACUACAAUUACACGACUUUGACCUCAUGGUGAGGCGAAGAGUUCUUCAAUGUUACACCAAACUGGUCGAGUUGAGCCCAGCAAGCAGUUAUGAAGUGUUGCUACAGACCAAUUUACUGCCUUUUGCGAUUGCUUCAUUCGCUGAGCCAGAUAGCUAUACAUCAAGUUCUUUUAGCACAGCAAUUGCUAGUGCAGCGGGAACGAUUGAAAGCAUUUGGGAGGUGGCAGACAAUCAUGGAUUCGGUGUCACAGGUUUGGUAAGAGGGUUCGAUAUAAAGCCCUUACCUGGAGAGCAUGAGACAGGUGUCCGGUACCACUGGUCUACCAGACAUGGCGCUGAAGCUAUUGUUGACCAUACUCUGCUCUCGCCAAUAUGUGGCGCUCGUGAGCACGAUUCUAUCUCUCUAUACAUUAAUCCAACCAACGGCAGCCAUGAUCUUCCUGAUCCGCCGGCCACGGAAGUUGUCAACGCCGCUCUUCAACUCUUUGCAAUAUGCCUACCAAUGCAGACCCCAAGAAUCCAGGAGAGCAUCCUCGAGCAGAUGACAUCUUUCCUCUCAGCAGCAAGUCUGCAGCGGGACAUCAACAGGAAAUCAGCUAUCAUGGUCAACAUUGCGUACGCGAUCUUAUCGGCACUAAAGGUGGCUGUGAAGGAGACGCGCUCUCCUGCCGGCAGUCUCAAGGGACCUGCGGUUGAAAAGGUUAUACAGGAUUUGCUUCACCUGUUUGUCGUCUUACCUGAUCCGUACAUCCGCAAUGUUGCUGGUGAAGCUCUAGGCCGAUUAUGCAAUAGCUCUGGAAAUGCCCUUACGACUACAGAAGUCAAUUAUUUGGUGGAUCAGAUUGUGGCAAACCGUGAGCCAAGUGCACGCUCAGGAUACGCUGUUGCACUUGGUUGCAUUCACUCUCAGCUUGGUGGCAUGGCCGCGGGUUUCCAUCUGAACAAUAUCCUUGGAAUUCUCAUGUCUCUCGGCAAUGAUCCUCACCCAGUUGUACAUUUCUGGGCUAUCGAUGCGCUGUCACGUGUAGCCGACUCUGCUGGUCUGUCAUUCUCAAGUUACGUUACUAGCACGCUUGGUAUGCUCGCACAGCUGUACGCCGCCGACUCCCACAACGAAGAGUCGGCUUCAUUGGCAUCCUCAAACAUCGAGAUCGACCUGCCUACUCCUGCAGUCAUUGCACGUUGUGUCGAUAGUACCAUCAAUGUUCUCGGUCCAGAUUUGCAAGAUUCUGCCAAGGCACGAGAUCUUAUCAUGACUCUUAUCGGACUUUGCCAGGGUGAGGCCGAUGAACUUGUAGUCAUUGAGAGUCUACGUUGUCAAGAACAUGUCUCGCUGUACGCAACUGGUCACAUGGAUUUCUCGGCCUAUGUCAAGCAUCUGCAGCGCUUAAUAGAAAGCAGCUCUAAACAGAUUCGAGACAUGGCUAUUGACGGUCUACACAACUUGAUGAGGCGUGACACAGAAGAAGUUAUACGUGCAGGAGACCCCGGCCUCGAAGAUCAAUUGUGGCAUGUUCUCGAUCGUGAUUCUGGACAUGAGGUCGUGCAGAACAUUCUCCGCAACUGGUUGCAUCAGACUGGUCUUUCAGACACUGCAACUUGGGUACAACGCUGCCACUCCGUACUCACCAAAACGAAAAAGGUCGAUACGCAAGAGAGGAUUGAGUCGAAACCUAAAGCUGGUGCAACAGAUCUCCAAGAUGAGGAAGUUGCUGGGUUUGCAGCAGCCGCGAAUGCACCUGGAGCUGAGUCCGGUGAUGCUACUCAGACCAGUCAAGAAUUGCUCAAGUGGCAAGUUCGAACCUUUGGCAUGGACUGCUUGAGCGAGUUAGUUUCGAUGGUUAGCAAGGAAGCAGCAUUCCGUGAAGAGGCCCCUUGUGUAGUGGCCUUGCAGCAAAGAGUUGCAGAUGUCGUACGCAUUGCAUUCUCUGCCUCUACCGCUGGUGUUGUACAACUUCGCAUUCGGGGUCUUAAAAUUAUUGAUCAAGUACUCAAGCUCUUUGGCAAAACACCGGAUCCUGACUUUGCCGAAGUGACCCUAUUGGAACAAUAUCAAGCACAGAUCGGCUCUGCUCUUACUCCAGCAUUCGCGGCAGACUCGUCGCCAGAACUUGCGUCCGAGGCGGUCAAUGUCUGUGCUACGUUCAUUGCGACAGGAAUCGUUACUGACGUUGAUCGCAUGGGUCGUAUCCUCAAGUUGCUAGUCUCAGCGCUUGAAAACUUCUCAAGUGACUCGGAAGCAGCAGCGAUUGGUGAUCUUAAAGGACUUAGCUCGAAUGCGCAAGUUAUGGUCAAGAUGGCUGUAUUUUCAGCAUGGGCUGAACUGCAGAUUGCUAGUGCUGAACAAACUUACUUGGUAGAUGUGCUGCGACCACACAUUGCCAAGUUGACACCCCUAUGGCUGGCAUCUCUGCGAGAGUACGCCAGACUACGUUUCGAGCCUGAUAUUUCAUCCUCUAUGGGAUCAGUGUCACUAUCUGGUAACCUCGACACCAUAUAUGCUGCAUUGAACCGCGAAACGCUACUCAAAUUUUACCAAGAAUCGUGGCUCAAUCUCGUUGACGCUAUUGCUAGUCUGAUUGAUGAGGACUCUGAGUUCGUGUUUGAUGCGCUGGACGGCAAGACUGAGCUCUCGGAAGCCAAAUCCAACGGUAAGGCUGAUCACAUCAACUACCGCGAUGAGCCAGUGGCUUUCUUCUUUGUUCUCUUUGGCCUUGCUUUCGAAGCUCUCGCAGGCCGACCAGGGGAUCUGCAAGCUUCAAAAGAGCAAAUUCUGGAGAUCCUACAAGCUCUCAAGAAGAUCUUGCGACCUUCGGUUUCCGGACACGCCAUCUACCAAGAAGUGGUCUUCUCGGAGACGAUGGACAUGUUUGAUCGCCUGGUACUUACAGAAGGACUCACAAUUCAGACUGUCAUCGUGGAGAUCACGAGGAACCUAUGCAUAGGGCAUCCGUCUGCAAGACGAGAGCAAAAAACAUCUGCCGCUGAAGAAACUUUGUCCGAAGACAUUGAUCAACUAUUCGAGCUGACGAAGAUCAUGGUACUUGUCCUGUCAGGCUUGGUCCCUGGUCUGGAAGAUACAAACACCAAAGCGCGCCACGAGAUGAACGAGGAAGCUGUCGCCCUUCUGACUACAGCCCUUUCUGCUCUCGUUGAUGCGGCUCAAGUCUUUCCUUCCAUCAUCAAGGCUGACUUGCAUGCUUGCAUAUUACACAUCUUUUCGACCAUCUUAGGCACUGGUGCUUGCCAAGCCACAGUCGUCCCGCAGGCACUACCCAUCUUCAAGCGCUUUAUAAGCAGCCUUGAACCACACGCCGAAGCUACAGAAGAUACUAGCAAACAACUACGUGCAACGCUAACUCGCUUCCUCGCUAUUUUGAGACAUGCUCAGGCACGCGAAUUCGAAGCAGCAUUACCAUGUGAGAAAAACACCAUCCUUGCGACUACCAUCCUCCUCAGCUCAGCCUCGUCGGCGUUUGCACCGGGCGAUCCACUCCUAAAGCGCUUCGUAGACGAUCUUUUCGACUGUUUGGGCAACAGGAUGACUUCCAAGGUCGCGGCGGGUUGUUGUCGCUCCUUGCUACUUCUUCCUAAAAAGGGCAGCCUCAAACUUGGUAUCGCAAAGCUCAUGCUCCCGAACGCCCUGUCAUUCCUUGCCGUUCCCUCCGACGUCGAAGGUCUAGAUGAAUCACGCACAACACUGGCACAGACUCUAGUCGCUUCUAUCUCCACAUUACCUAGUCCUGAGCAACGGCAAAUCGCUGCAAAGUUGAUCAUACCAGCGUUGUUGGCGCGUGCACACAAUGAACCAAGUGCAACCAGCGAGACGGCAGCGCGUCUGUUAGAGAUUGCCAGCGCGGAUCAGCAGGCUUUCCGAGGUGUGGUUGCUAGCUUGCUCCCAGAACAGAAGACGUUCAUGGAGGGCGUACUGAGGAGCGGACAGGGUCCUGCAAAGAAGGAAAUUAGUAGAGAUGACAACGAUCAGCCGAAGAUUGCGCUGAAGAUGGACUUUGGGGCUUAA